AUGCGUUUCGUCACCGUUGCUAUCUCUGCCCUUGUGGCCAUGGCUUCCGCCUACACCCAGCCCGACUACUCCAAGUCUCCUCAGGGCAAUGCCAUCCUGAAGCCCGGUCUGAACGAGCAGGUUCCUGUCGGCAAGCCCUACACCAUUACGUGGGAGCCCACCACUCAGGGCCCCAUCUCCCUGGUCCUCCUGCGCGGCCCCAGCACCAACGUCGUUCCCCUCACUACCAUCGUUGAGUCGAUCCCCAACACGGGCUCGUACUCCUGGACUCCCAGCACCGACCUCGAGAACGAUGUCACCCACUACGGUCUCCUGCUUGUCGUCGAGGGUACUGGUCAGUACCAAUGGUCGACCCAGUUCGGCAUCUCCAAUCCCGAGGAGGCUGCCGACACUCCUGCUGCCAGCGUGACCCCGACCACCUCCGCCGCUCCCGAGGUCGAAACCCCCGCUGCUUCUGCUCCCGCUGGCCCCGAUGUCACCCUCAUCACCACCGAGACGACCACCUGGUGCCCCGAGUCCACUGCCAAGCCCACAUCGAUCCCCGUCAUCGUUCCCACCGGUGGUCCUUCCAUCCCCUCUGGCUCGCCUACUCCUUCUGCCUACCCCAGCAGCACUCUGAUCAGCAAGACCUACAGCCCCAGCGGCCCCUCUGGCACGAGCCCGACUCCUAGCCUCUUCACUGGUGCUGCCGACCGCACCGCUGUCAGCGUCGGUGCUGUUGCCGCUGGUGUUCUCGCCGUCUUCGCUUUUUAA
Messenger RNA from Aspergillus lentulus, 753 nucleotides. Its product is annotated as GPI anchored serine-threonine rich protein. NCBI's taxonomy places the organism in Eukaryota, Fungi, Ascomycota, Eurotiomycetes, Eurotiales, Aspergillaceae. The record is from RefSeq and is a predicted model, not a curated record.